Leptinotarsa decemlineata (Colorado potato beetle) is the source of this 2790-nucleotide messenger RNA. Its product is annotated as cGMP-dependent 3',5'-cyclic phosphodiesterase. Gene Ontology annotation, biological process: signal transduction. The record is from RefSeq and is a predicted model, not a curated record. Lineage: Eukaryota; Metazoa; Arthropoda; Insecta; Coleoptera; Chrysomelidae. Gene Ontology annotation, molecular function: 3',5'-cyclic-nucleotide phosphodiesterase activity; protein binding.
AUUUUUAAAGUUAUAAUUUUCAAAUAAAAGCUUCAACUUCCUCAUGCCUCACUGACAUUUAUAAUCAAUAGUUACCGAUUUCCUCGUAUAAACAGUGCAUUAAUUAAGUUGAUAGAACCAUGGGAUAAUGUAAACAACACAAUUAUGUCCAAAGCUGUGAAUCACCCCCCUAUCCCAUACCCAAAGUGGAUUGUAAAAUGAUAUUCAAUUAUGCUUAAUGGAUUUAAUUAAUUUAAUGGAGUAAUAAAACUCCAGAUUAAGUAAACUCAGCCAUUUGGUAAAUGAUUUUAUGGUAUCGCCAUGACACUAUCAAUAACAAAAUAUUACUUAUCUAAUCUAUACUUGAAGUGAAUUGGACUCAGUUCCUAUCUAAAUUUACCGUAAUUAAAAUUUUUCCGUAAAUAUACUAGCAAAAAACAAUAAUGUCCUCGGAAACAAAUGAACUAUUUCUUCCACCUCCUUAUUGUAAAAAACUGAAUCCUGAAGACAAUGUUUUCAGAGAAGAUAUUUCUAUGCCGAAGAUUGAAGUAUCCGAUCCUGGAAAAAUAUUGCAACUUUGUGAAAUUCUCACCGAUAGGACCACGAAAAAACUGGAAGUUAAAAUAAAUAGAUAUCUGAAAUCGGAAAGCGAAUCUACAAGCGUUUUUCUCAUAAAUUUACUGAAUGUAUCUGAAGAAGCUGUGGUCCAAGUGGUAGAUGAGAAGAUAUUAGAAUCAAGUAUUCGUACCUCACUUUCAGAGGAUACAAUAAGUAACAUAGUAGAGUACAAAGACAAUAGCCUGAAAUGUGCCGAGAACCUCGAUCCAAAAAUUCAAAAAUUGAUAAAUGACAUUGUGGGAAAUGAUGCUGGAGAACUCAUGAUUGUUCCGAUUCUGGCCAAUGAAAGAAGAGCCAACGUUCCAAAGAAAAAGAUUAUCACACCCGUGUACCUGAUUUGUUUUGCACACUCUUCGAAAGACAAUUCGUACAUCACGCGUCUAGUUCACGAAACUUUCAAGUACUGCUUAACCUUAUUGCUCAACACAAGAGAGUGCGAGGAAGAGAGAAGGUUGAAGCAGCAAUGUCAGACCCUACUCACAGUGGCAAGGAAACUGUUUUCUCAUUUAGGCGAUCUUAGCGAUCUUCUCAAAGAGAUCAUGUCAGAAGCAAGGCGCUUGACGAAUGCUGAAAGGUGUUCAUUAUUCUUGCUAGAUCCGGACCAUAUGCAUUUGGUAGCCAAAGUUUUCGAUGGAGUCAGUCCAGCAGAAAAGAGAGCUGAAGUACGAAUCGCCAAAGAUCAGGGCAUUGCAGGCCACGUAGCUGCGAGUGGACAGAUCCUGAAUAUCAAAAAUGCUUACAAGCACCCGCUUUUCUACAAGGGAGUAGAUGAGGCUACAGGUUUCAAAACGAGGAAUAUAUUGUGUUUUCCUAUUCGGGAUGAAGAUACCAUUGUUGGCGUAGCCCAACUAUGUAAUAAGAUUGAUGGACACUUUGACUAUUUCGAUGAACAAGUAGCUAAUGCUUUCAGUAUAUAUUGUGGCAUAUCGAUAAUGCAUAGUUUAGUUUAUAAGAAAAUACAGGAUGCCCAAGCAAGAAGUCAACUGUCAAACGAGUUGAUGAUAUAUCACAUGCAGGUUAUGGAUCAAGAUGUCGCAGACGUAGCCACUUGUUCCAGCUUGCACGAUUUCUCCAACUUUGAAAGCUUCAGUUUCAUACCGAGGAAAGUUUUUCCCAAAGAAAUCCCUUGUUGUAUACUGAAGAUGUUCGAAAAUCUGGAUUUCGUCAACCACUUCAGAAUUCGAAAGGAGGCAUUGAUUAGAUUCAUUUUGUUCGUAAAAAAAGGAUACAGAGCAUUGCCGUACCACAACUGGCUGCAUGCGUUUUCAGUUGCUCACUUUGCUUAUUUGUGUAUAAGGAAUUUUCAGCUGGUAGAGAUGGGGUAUUUAACAAAACUAGAAGCCCUUUCUUAUAUAGUAUCAUGCCUGUGUCAUGAUGUUGACCAUCGAGGAACAACGAAUUCAUUUCAGCAACAAUCGAAUAGCGUAUUAGCAAGUUUAUACUCUAGCGAAGGAUCUGUUAUGGAAAGACAUCAUUUGUCGCAGACUAUUUGCAUAUUAAAUACCGAAGGAUGUAACUUCUUGGAAUCUCUCAAUCGAGACGAUUACAUCAAAUGUCUCGAUCUCAUCAAGAAUAUGAUUCUUGCCACAGACCUCGCUACUCAUUAUAGGAUCCAUUCGAGGCAGUUGGCUAUGGCUCAGGAGGGUUACAAUAAAACGAAUCCAGAGCACAGGUAUUAUUUAUGUAGUCUUUUGAUGACCUGCGCAGAUCUGUCUGACCAAACAAAGGAUUGGCCAGAAACAAAGAAAGUUGCCCAACUUAUUUACACAGAGUUCUUCAUGCAAGGAGAUUUGGAGAAGAAAAUGGGCAAACAACCAGAGCACAUGAUGGACAGAGAGAAGGCAUCGAUUCCAGAUCAUCAGCUGGAAUUUUUGAAUGAAUGUUGUAUAUGCAUAUUUAGAAUAUUAGCAACGAUGUUUCCUGUAGCUAAAGUAUUAGUAGACUCUAUCAAGAAAAAUAUUAUUGCCUGGGAGUCCUCGAAAACUAUAUUCGAAAAACUGUGUGUUGAAGGUAGAACAUCUUAUGAAGUUUUAACAAGUGAUGAACUAGAGCAACAAGUUCAAGCUACCCUGAGUUGUAUCACAGGUUUAUAAGCAGCAUUGUGCAAUAGCAUAGAAAGACAAGCCUGCAAUAAGUGUAAAAUUAUUUGUUUUGUUAUUAUUUAUGUUGGCAAUAAAGACAUGUAAAAAUUGA